CCGGGCAGCUCCCGGGCCUGUGGACCGCGCGCCGCGCCCUCCGGUUCCGGGGGGGGCCGCGCGGCCCGCGGCGGCGGGAAUGGAGGAGGCCGGAGCGGGGGAGGCCGAACUGAACUUGUCCCGCCUCACGUUGUCCCCGGAGACGCUGGAGUCGGAGCUGGAGGCGCGGGGCGAGGAGCGGCGCGGGGCCCGCGAGGCGCUGCUGCGGCUGCUCCUGCCUCACAGCCGUCUGGCGUCGCUGCCGCGGGCGCUGGGCAGCGGCUUCCCGCACCUCCAGCUGCUGGACGUGAGCGGCAACGCGUUGACCGCGCUCGGGCCGGAGCUGCUCGCGCUCAGCGGCCUGCGCACGCUGCUGGCCAAGAACAACCGGCUCGGCGGGCCCGGCGCGCUGCCCAAGGGCCUGGCCCGGUCGCCGCUCUGCCGCAGCCUCCAGGUGCUCAACCUCAGCGGCAACUGCUUCCAGGAGGUGCCCGCGUCGUUGCUGCAGCUGCGCGCGCUGCAGACCCUCAGCCUGGGGGGCAACCAGCUGCAGAGCAUCCCGGCCGAGAUCGAGAACUUGCGGAGUUUAGAGUGUUUAUAUCUCGGAGGAAACUUCAUCAAAGAAAUUCCACCAGAAUUAGCAAAUCUGCCUUCUCUAAGUUACUUGGUAUUAUGUGACAACAAAAUCCAAAGUGUGCCUCCUCAGCUUUCACAAUUGCAUUCGCUUCGUUCUCUCAGUCUUCACAAUAACUUGCUGACAUACCUGCCUCGAGAGAUUCUCAACCUUGUUCAUUUGGAAGAAUUGAGUUUGCGAGGAAAUCCAUUGGUUGUUCGUUUUGUUAGAGAUUUAACCUAUGACCCUCCAACUCUCCUGGAAUUAGCUGCACGGACCAUUAAAAUUCGAAAUAUUUCCUACACUCCCUACGAUCUUCCUGGGAAUCUUCUUAGAUACUUGAGUUUAGCCAGCAAUUGUCCAAACCCAAAGUGUGGAGGAGUCUACUUUGACUGCUGUGUCAGACAAAUUAAGUUUGUGGACUUCUGUGGGAAGUACCGCCUCCCACUGAUGCACUACUUAUGUUCUCCAGAAUGCUCUUCCCCUUGCAGUUCCGCCUCUCACAGCUCCACAUCGCAGAGUGAAUCUGACUCGGAGGACGAAGCUAGUGUUGCUGCACACAGAAUGCAGAAAGUUCUUCUUGGUUGAAAAGAAUGCAGGGUGGUAUGAAACAAUUAAAAGAACUGAGCAAAGGUGAUUAGAAAAAAAGAUGGACUUCAAAGUUUACUAGAAACCAUAUCUUCAUCUUGAAUCUCCAUGAGAGAGCUAGAGAUGAUGGAAACUAUUUUGUAUUUCAUCUUCACAUUCAACAGGAAUGAGUCCAGUUCCAUGUUUGGAUUCUUUGAAUAUAAUUCACUCUGAAUAGUGGUUUCAAGUUUAGCUGAUUGUUUGCAGUUUUCACUCAAGUUUUGCAUGAAUCACACAGCAUAAUGGAGCAUUCUGUAGAGCAGUGCUACAAUAAACCAUGAGUGGUGUAACUUGUGAUAGUGGAGAUGAAGAAAGAAAUGAUCAGAGCUGUAAUUUUUAUCAGAGUUGUCCUUACGUUUAGACUGAAGACUAUAACAGGAUUAACCUUCCCUUCUUAUAUUGCCCACAUGUCUAGAUUACAGAGCUGUUGAGAUAAGCUCACAGAUAUUACAUAGGACCUAACCCUUUCUGACCUAACUGGUAAAGUGAGGGAUAUAAUUUUUAUGUGGGAUUUUAAAACUCUUCAGUAGUGCUCUUUUGUUCUCUAUGAUUGUUGUUGCCCUUCUGUAAUCCAGAAUGACUGUUAGAGUGCCUUAAUCCUAGCAAGGUUUUAGAAAUUUAUUCAAGGAAUGAUGCCAGAGCAGCCUAUAUAACCUGACAUACUAUGCAGGACACUUUAAAAUAUGCUUUAACAGAACUAGAUAAACAGCUGUAUAUCUAACAUCAGAGCUCAUGGCUAACUUAACUUGUGUUUUUUGUUUAAAUAUGAAGUAAUCCUUGUAAGGAAAUAACUUUUACACUAAUGGGAAGUAGUGUCUUGAUUAAUCUUUUCAUCAUAAGACAGAAUGAUAGCUUUUGAUUUAAGAAUCUGUCAGAUUUCUUCUAACAAAAGAGAUGUAUGCUUGGAAAGCUUCUUUGUAUCUUGCAUUAAAGGAGUAAGAAAAUGAGUUUAAAAUUUUUAAGUCAUACCUGACUCCUUUGCCUGUGUUUUCUGAACUGUAACUUUCUCUACAUUUUAAAGAAAAACUAGAAAACCGUUACAGCAAGCCAAGUAAAAUUGUGGGCAGCAGUCAUUUGUGUAAAGACUUUAAAGCAGUCUUUAAAUUGUGUGAAAGAGGAUAAUUUCCAAAACUAGAUUAAUCAUGUAAUACUUUUUGAAAGUAAUGUAUUGAUAACAUAAGAAAUUUAACUAUAUCCCUAAAGUGUAGCAGAAAAAUAUUUCACAAAUUGCUAUUAGAAAUGACCAAAUUUUUAUUAACUAGUUUGAUUUGCAAUAAGUAUUGAAUAAUAGUACAAUUAGAAGUUGAUAUUAUAAAAUAAACAACACAUAGUAGGAGUUAUUAGAUAUCCAAUAAUAAAAUGAUGUUUUAUUGGUAAAUGUUACCUAUACAGUAAUACGCCAGUCAGAAACACAUUAAAACAUCAGAGGAUCUCCCUUCUGACUUCCUGGCAUUCACAACUGGGGCACACUAUUUCUUAAAAGCAGAUUGUUGUAUAAUAAUAAUAUGUACAUAUGUUAGGUUUUUGUCAUAUAUUUUUUGUUUUAGAAAAAAUAUACUGUAGGAUAGUUCAAAGUUUAUUAUGUGUUAUUCAUGAAACAUCAUGAGAGUUUCAUGACUGCAGUUGUGAAACGCUGCUAUAGAGUGAAUCCCUUCACUUUGUUAUGAUGUAAUAAUAUUUUUUUCCUUUUUAUUCAGAAAUUUUCUAGGUCUAUAAUAGUAAUCUAUUAUGUUUCUGCUGCCUAGCAAAGUAGUACAUGGGUGAUUAUAUCAUAAAAUGGAAAUAAUGUAAAGGCUUUGUUUACUUCCACUUGAGCCACAGCAAGCUAUGGCUCAUACUACAAAAUUAUGAAAAGUAAAGAUGACUUAGGCAGUGCCUAAGUGACAAGGCCAAAAUGUUUUGUAACUGAUUUAGUUAAUACCAAUACAUAAAAUAUUUUCAUAGAAAAUAAUGUAAUCAUAGUAAAAUAUCCAAAGUGAUAGGACCAAAUUCUUCUGACUUAAAUGCCUCAGUUUACUUCCUAAUCCAUUACCAGAUUGACCUAAGUAACAGCUUGGGUAGCCUUCCAAGAGUUAGUCUUUGUAAAAUAAAUGGGUAGAUAUGUAAGUACAAUCAAGUACUUCCCAGUUUCCCAGAAAGGUUUACUGAUUGAUCUUUUAUAGAUGUAAAUAGAUCCAACCAGAAAUAAUUUCUAGCCUUUGCUAUAUAUGCAGAUGUAUGCCAUAAUGUACGACAAAAUGUUUGUUGUACAUGUACAUUUGAAAGUCUAAGAUCAGUGUGCAAUUGUCUUUAGUAACUUUUACUGAAAUCUGCAUUUCAAUUUAGUUCUUUUUUUUUUAAUCUUUGACCUAAACUUUUAUAAGAGCUGCUAAUAAUUUCUAAGAUUUUCCUUGUUUCUCUUUUCUACCUUCUCUUUUUUUAUAACUGGUGAUUAUAGAAAUUAGCCAGAAGAUGAGAUAUAAGGGACUUGAUAAUUUAGAAACCAGAUAGUCAACUCCUGAACCAUAUAGCUGACUGUGUAUUUGAAAUGAUAGUCUGUCUCUUUAGUUGCUAAGUCACAUGUUUGUGUUAAACUAAUUAAUAAACUUUAAUUAUUUUUUGAGACUUACAGAAUCUGCACUAAUUAUCAUAAUGAAAUAAGUUUUUGAUAUUGCUCCAGUUGGAUAAUUUUAGUGACCAGAACUUCUGUGGAUAAAACUACUUAACCACAGCAUUAAUGUGUUUAGAAUGGAGUUCUUCAGUGUUAAUAUUUGAAAUGGAAAUGGGUACAUUGAACAUUCUUAGUAAUCUUUAUUCCUAGAAUACAAUUCUCAGUGUCACCAACUCAGUUUGAAUAGUCCUAGGAUUUUAGGAAAUAGGAAGAUUAGCUAAUACAGUAUUUUGCUUCCAUAGUGCCAGAGAUUGGCUGACCCUAAGGAUAAGCUAGCUAAGGUUCUUAGAAUUCCUUGCAUUUGAAUACCAGAGGUAGAUCUGAGGGUCACUAUUCAUAUUUUACUUCUAAAUGUGUGCCACAGAAGUCUCUUAUUCUGAAAUUCUUACUGUUUAGAACUUUAAGUUACCAAAUUUAAAAGUAAAGAUGCAUUGUAAACUGUACCUCAAAUUCGAGAAAUUUUUAUAUUGAUGUAAAUAAAUGUUAAAGGCAGUCCACACUAGUGCUGUGUAAUGCUGCAGACCACUUCUACCAAACACUGUAAAUAUCAAUUUAGGCAAAAGAGAAGAAGGAAAAGGCUGAUUGCUGGAGUAUUAAAUUAAAGAAAUCUUUUAAAAGUACCAAAGGGCAGGGAGAUUCUCUCUCAGUCACCAGACUCCCAGGGAUUUCCUUGAACCAAGAAAGUUCCUUAAAGUAAUAGUGAAUUGUUUUAAAAUCACAUGGCCUAUUGACUACCAUCUGAAAGCCUCUAUCACUAAAUUUUUUUGGUAUCUGCUAUUGAGAGAUUGUCCACAUCCUUCCUUAAUGAUGGGCCAGCAAGUAAAUAGGACUGUCUUGGGAUGCCUGGGUGGCUCAGCGGUUAAGCGUCUGCCUUCGGCUCAGGGUGUGAUCCUGGAGUCCUGGGAUCAAGUCCUACAUCAGGUUUUCUGCGUGGAGCCUGCUUCUCCCUCUGCCUAUGUCUCUGCCUCCAUCUCUCUCUCUUUCUCUCUCUCUCUCUCUCAUGAAUAAAUAAAAUCUUUAAAAAAAAAAAAAAAAAAAAAAGGACUGUCUUACAGCCAACCUUGCUCCUUCCAAAGGGAGAAGGUAAUACGUCAUUAACCUAGAAUUUGUGGUACAGCCCUGGUUAAUGUUUACUGUGUCACUAUCUAAAAAAGAAAAAAAUACUAAGCAAAUAAUUAGUGCAAAUAAAGUUUGAUCUUUUAAAGCAUUUUAGCAGUAUUAUACCUUAAAAAGUUGUUCUAAAAAGACCCUUUGUAGGGAAAAUAACAGUUUUAAAAUGUAUAUAUAAUUAGUUAAGCUGCAUUUAUUUAGAAAUACCUAAUUUUUACUUAACCCCCUUCUUAUCCAAAGUAGAGAUUUUAUUAUAGUUAGUAUAAAUAUUACUCCUCAUUUAGUCCAAAAUAGUCAGCUUUUAAGUUUUGUUGGGUGUUAGUAAUAAAGGGUGAUGUGCAUGUUUUUAGACAACAUGAUCUGUGAUACAUAGUUCUGAUCCCUCUGUAUAGAAAAGUACUUGACUGUCACUGUUUCUGUAUUAAGCACUAUAUUCUUAUAACAUUAAUUUGAUGAAUUUAAUAGCAUCCACUUUUGUAUUUUCAUUAUAGUCAUGACCUUUUUAAAGACAGCAGUGUCUUCAUUUGUGCUAAGAAAGUGUGUGCCUUAAAUCCUCCACUGUAGAAAAGUUUGGGGAACUGUGUCGUUUAGUAAGUUGUUUGUGAGAUGGUAAUGAGCCUUUGCAUUUGACUUGAGAGAGAAAGACUGUAAGUGACCUCUGAGGGAUUCCUUCCUCUAAAACAGGGCUUAAUGUCUGAGUCUAGGGCUUCUGGAGAGGGAAUCUCAAUUAUGCAUACUAUGGAGAAAGUCAAGCCAUAAGGAUCAGAGUCCCUUGAAAUCAAAUCAGUGAAAAGGUAUAUUCUUUUUUAUAUUAUUUUAUAAAGAAAAUUUGUCUGGUACCACGAAGGGAUGACAGCAGUUCCUAACCAACCUUGUAUUACUAGCAUUAUACAAAUAUAUUACUGUGAGGCCUAGGAUAUUUUGUGAGUGGUUUUUGUAACACUGGGUUGCAAGGGGCUAUGCUUUUAACAAUUUUCAUGUAAAUAUCUCCAUUUUUUUCUAUGUUCCUUGGUUCAUAUUUGCUAAGAAAUGACAUAGAAAAUAAUAGUUCACUAACAACAAAUAUUGAACACUCACAGGGUAAUACUGAUUUGGGUGCUACUAGACUUAUCUGAGAUUUGUCAGUCUCAAUUUAUCCUAAGGUAUAGUAUUCAAUCUAGUAAAUAUUAAAAUUUAUUAGUUUAAUGACAGUUAUAUACCAUUGUACCAGGAAGCCAUGGUUGGAUUAACUAGGUGCAUUCACCAGAACUUACUUUCUUUGGCUGUGAAUAAAUUGGAUAAAAACUUUUAUUCUAAUUUGUGGUUAGAAGAAACCGAGAUGAGAUUGAAAGUGGUAUUGCUGGUACUACAAAAAUAUUACUAAAUUGGUUAAUUCUUCUGUUUACAACUGAUGUUUUAAGAGAAUCCUUUUAUUAAAUAGUCGGCAUUGAUGUGGUCAUUAAUGUGAUGUAAUAUAUGUUAUUGAGAAGGAAUAUUAACUUCAACAAUAACUUUACAACAGUACAAUCAUGGAGAGACCUGUGUGCCUGCAACUGGUGUUUGUUGCAUUUCUGAGCCCACUUGUAUUCAUGAGAAACAAAAAUAUUAUUGAAUAUUGUAAGCUACCAGUAUUUUAACAUUUUAUGAAAAGUUUGGGACUUUAUCAACAGAGGAUAUUGAAAAUAUAUGUACUUUUACUUUAGUCAAAUUAUUUUUCAUUGUCUGAUCUCUUAGUUUUAUGUAUUUGAAAUCUUAUGAAUUAGGGAUAUCUAUAUAAGCAUAUAGAUAUAUAGAUAUUUAAAACAUAAUGAUAAUGUAAUUCAGCAACAUGAUUCAACAAUUAAAUUUUCUUUUCAGGACAAGAUACAGUUAAGUGCAUCAAAUUUAUAAGUUACUUUGAUGGUAAAUGCUCUAAAAAAAUAUUUAAGCUACUUCAAUUCUGUACCUCCAUUUUCCCCACAGGACACACAAAAUGUGAUGUUAUAUUAACCCUCUGUGUGAAUUUUGCCUUAUUAAACAUCGUGCCUUAUUUUAUUAAAAGUACGUUCUUGGAACUUGA
Canis lupus familiaris (dog) is the source of this 7017-nucleotide messenger RNA. RefSeq names its product leucine rich repeat containing 58 (gene LRRC58). Gene Ontology annotation, molecular function: protein binding. Lineage: Eukaryota; Metazoa; Chordata; Mammalia; Carnivora; Canidae. The record is from RefSeq and is a predicted model, not a curated record. The transcript has 4 exons. Bases 80 to 1180 code for a protein of 366 amino acids.